CUCCCAUCAGGGCGAAAUGGGGGACCUAAAAGCGACCAACAGACCCUUUGUCUCUCUGAUUUUCCCACGCCCCUCUAAAUUGAAAUCCUAAAUCCGCCCAUACUUAUAAAGCAAUUUGCAUUAAAGAAGCUGCUGAAGUACCAUCAUAAUGGUAUGCAAAUGAAGCAAACAUGAACAUUAUUAGAUUUUGAGUUUUAAUAGAUUGCAGAGACCAAGCGUAAUAUAUAAUAAAAAAAUCUUUAUUUAUCCAGGAUUACAUACUUAGCGAUAACGCCUGUUUGCAAUAUGGCCUUGCAUAUGACAUACAUACAGACAGAUAUUAGUAAAAUAAACACAGAUUAAAAGAAAUGAGUAUAUAUAAACUUAAGCAUCACACGGGUAAACGCGUUAUCGGACAUUCGGUUUGGGAAACAUAGGGUAAGUUCAUACAUGGUUUUUAUUGACGUCACCAUUGCCGGUAAAGGGUUACAAAAUCUAGGCCUAUGCUCGGCGCUUAUGGCCUUUGAGCAAGAAAGGAUCCGAUAUUUAUCGCCCCACACCUGCUGUGACACGGGUCUCAUCCGAAGGACCGCCCCAUUUAGUCGCCUCUUACGACAAGCAGGGAGUACUGAGGACCUAUUAUAACCCGGAUCCCCAUUGGCAAUUUGUAUAUGUGUAAUUAUAGUGAGUCAAUACAGGUAAAGUAUGGGGCAUUUCAUGCUAGGAAGAGGGAGCUUGGACUGAUGUCAAGUUGUAAAAUGAUCGAGCGACAAAAACUUUUUCUAAAAAUAUGGAUUUUUGAAAACAUUUAAAAAAAAUCUAAGCCCUCAUUGAAUCCGUAUUUUAUAUUUUUGUUUCAGAUACCAUUGAUGGUUACACGUGCUACUACUGUAGCUUCUCGGCAUGCCAUUUCGAAUAAUAGUAGAACAUUGUACAGAUAACCAUCCCAAUGUUUUUAUUAAAUACAGACAAUAAGUCAUUAUUGAUUUAACACGUGAAACAUCAAGGCUAUACAAUGAGAAAAUGACAUAAAUUUAUAAACUUACCAGAGACAACCAAGCAAAAAUACAUGUAUAUGUUACAGUAACCUAAUAAGAACUAAACCUUGAUGUACUACCUACCAAAGACCAAACCACAUGUAAAUCAAAUGUAACAAUACUAAUUUCUACAUAGAAUUUACAGUGGCUAACACAUGCACGAAAACACACUAACAUAAAACUCAAUCAAGAUGGAUGGACAAUUAGGAUAAAUAUACACCCCUUUCUCCAUCGUGAUCAAACCCGAACUUGAUGGUACAGUCAUUUUCUAACGGAUGAUGGCAUGUUUUCUGACCAUGCAUAACAUGCAAUUUAGUGCCAUUGCAAUCUUGCCCGGUAAUUAUGCAAAACAGGCUUUUUGUCAUGCACUUGGCACAUGUAUUCACUGACCAUUUGUUAUGCUACACGGACAGAUGGUACUAAAUAUCCGGAUCGCACUACAUGUAGUUUGCAGUAAAGAAAGGAGACAUUUUAAAAACAAAAUCUUUGUGUCAAAGAUAGGUUGUGUCUAUGGCGUAACAUUUACUGUGGGAAUACAAUAAAAUAUUGGAAUAUUAUGAAGACAAUCAUUAAACGUCUUGAUAAGGAAGAGAAGAGGCAAGACAAAGCAAGUGGACUUAAAACAUGAUAUCCUGUCGAGUAGCGUUAAUGCCUUCCAUGGUCGAUGAGGAAAUGUAGGAGAGCGUUUCACCGAGUACACCGGACUCUCUCCUGUUAAAGGUAAGAUUUUCACCGAGUACACCGGACUCUCUCUUGUCGAAGGUAAGAUUUUCACCGAGUACACCGGGGGACUCUCUCCAUUUUCACCGAGUACAUCGGACUCUCUCCCGUUGAAGGUAAGAUUUUCACCGAAUACACCGGACUCAUUCGUGCUGAAGGUAAGAUUUUCACUGACUCUGAGAACACCAGAUUCACUCAUAGUGAAGGAGAGCUUUUCAUGGAUUACACUGGACUCUCUCGUGUUGAAGAAGAGUAUUUCAUUAGAUACACCGGACUCUCAUGUUGAAAGAAAGCAUUUCACCGAGUACACCUGCCGGACUCCAUCGUGCUGUUAAUGGUACAUGUAAGUUUUUCACUGAGUGCACCGGACUCACUCGUGGUGAAGGUUCAAGCGCUUUUCACCGAGUACACCAUUCUUUCAGCAGAAGGCAAGAUACUCAGAUUUACUUUCUUCUGCCAACCCUUGGAAAAUAGUUUCUGUACGUGACAAUUUAAUCACAUGAUAACAAACAUUAUCCUUUACUCUCCCUUUAAAAGUUGUGGCAACAGGUAAUAAACCAGAUUUGUUUCUGAAAUGACAGUUCACUACUCAAUAAGGAAAUUUUUAAUGCCCAUUAGUCGGUCAACAGUCCACUCUGAAAUCUCCAUAUACAUGCAAGGACGUGGAUUGUGCACACUAUGACUCAAUUUUAAAUGCGGUAGUGGUAUUCGUAUAUCUGUAAAUGAUCUGCUUAUUUUUGGAACUGUUCACGUAGUUUUUAUACCAACAGUGCAUUUGUGGUAUUGACAAUCAGGAAGUGAACUGCAAAACAUGUCGUCCAUUUUCAGCGAUUCUCAGUUUCUCGUGGACAAAGUAGAAUAUCCACCGAAAGCUUUUUUCGACAAAUUCUGUAAUCACUUGCCCAGGCUAGUGGAGGUCACCCGUGGUUACUACGGAGAAGAACAGGUCGAGACAUACGAACGAGGACAGGUCCUGUUCAUCAGGAGAUUCGGCUCGCAGGAGCGGAUCAUGGCCACGGUGCUUCAGGGUCCACGCUCCCUACUGCAGAAAAAGAUCAGCAUUCCCGUGGACUACAGCGCCACCUUCAGCUUCGUCUCCAAUGAGAAAGGGAAUAAGAAAUACAGUUUGCGUCGAGUACUGUCCAAAAGAAAACUGCCAACUGAGGUUGUCUUUAACCCGGAUGUGACGUCAGAUUUGACAGCAUCAGUUAACUUACUUCACACUGACAAACUGAUUUUGCAGCUAAAUCGUUCAUACCAGGAUGUUUUUCUACUGGGUCAUAAUUUGACCGAAGAUAAGGUAACCUCUACGAUCCAAAAGCUUCCUCUGUACCUCACAGAGGUGAAGAUAGCAUUGGUUGUUGGGAGAACUGGUUACCAAAAACAGGAAUGGGACAUUUUCAUUCAGAACUUAAAUGAAAUAUGCGACAGCCAAAUACAAUGCAAUAGUUAUCUUGGAAAUCCAGAUAUAGCUCUGUACACCAAUGACUCGAAAGAUUUUGAUGCUACGGUUCAAGUGCCAAACGUGUAUUGUACAAUAUACGACUGUCUGAAUGAAACCGAUGUGUAUCAGAGUCUUCAUGGAUUAAAACCAGAAACACAUCCGGCUGAGGAGCAAUGCGACACAUACGAAAUUAUAGCGAACUGUGUUAGAGAUAAAGCAAUUGUACAGCCAACGAUUGCGACAAAACCUGAAAGGAAACUUUCAGUAACGCCACAACACCCAACGGCAGACAAACUCGUUGCAGAUGUAGCAAAAGGGAGUGACGUCACACCUAAAGUCCCUCCACGGAGCAGAACUGUCAGAGUAAAGGACAAAAGGCAGAUAUCUACGUCAGGAUUUACGAUGGAAGAAUGUGACGCCAUCGCUUCCGGAGUCACAGAAAAGGCUCCAAAAGUACCCCCGAGAAGUGAAGAACGGCGAGGGAGAAAUGUCCAAAGCAAUAAUAUUCCUGUUGAUCUUGUAACAGGGAAUGUUAAUGAGAUGAACAUUGAGGAUGUGAGUAAUUUGUUACACAAACUCGGACUCGAGAAAUACAUCCCAGUGUUUCAGAAGCAGUGGAUAGAUGGUGCAAUACUGAAUGAACUCAAUGCAGACAUUUUACAUAGCGAGUGUGGAAUGAACAAAAUUGAAGCUGUACGGCUGAUGUCGUAUGUGAAAAGGGGUCACAUACCGAGAUAGAGGGGUUUUGUAUAGGAAAGCAUCAAAAGCAGGAAAUAAAAACCCUUUAUCAGACAUAAAAGACGUACAUUCAAAAUAAAUGAUUGAUAUGCCAGUAUUAUCAAUAAGGAAGAAUUAUAAAUACUAUAUUUAUGUGUAGGAAAAAUACAAGUGCACUUAUAAACAAUUAUUUGAAGGUAAACAAACACACUGGCAUGCAGAUCUCAUGCAGCUCGUGAGUAACCAGUCAAAAGAUAUCAAAUCACAAGACGCCCCUUACUUUACUUACCUGAGGAAAACCGACCGGUUGAAAACCUCGGCCUUUAAGUUAUUUCAUUAAUUUCAACCCACAAUAAACACAUUUCCCAUACAUACAUCCAUAAACACAUCCCAUCAAGAUAAUUCCGUAUAAGGAAUUGCAAUAUAAAUGUAAGGCACUUAGAAAAAUAAAACUAUACAUGUAUUAGAUUAAAGCUGAAUUAUCCGAUGUUUUGAAAACAUUUGUCCACAUUCAUGCACGUGACCAUUUCUGCAUGCUUUACUUCAGUCAGCUAGAGGUUCAUAGACUUCAUCAUGAUGUACUCUUAAGGUUAAUGUAAAGUAGGCUACAUGUAUAAUAUACAUCAGAUUAAUAAAGCAAUGCUUUGUGAA
Ostrea edulis (European flat oyster) is the source of this 4548-nucleotide messenger RNA. RefSeq lists its product as uncharacterized. NCBI's taxonomy places the organism in Eukaryota, Metazoa, Mollusca, Bivalvia, Ostreida, Ostreidae. Gene Ontology annotation, molecular function: protein binding. Bases 2548 to 3918 code for a protein of 456 amino acids. The transcript has 5 exons. The record is from RefSeq and is a predicted model, not a curated record.